GCCGGGUUGGUUAAAUGGUGGCUGUCUGAGGGACAUUGGGUGACUUUGUGCCUCUGUAGCAGGGGAGCCAGCAAGCUAGUUCAUUCAUUUUGACAGGUGCCCAUAUUGCUGAACCAUGGAGGCCCUUAUCCCUGUUAUAAACAAACUUCAAGACGUCUUCAAUACAGUUGGGGCGGAUAUUAUCCAGCUGCCGCAGAUUGCAGUAGUUGGAACACAGAGCAGCGGGAAGAGCUCGGUGCUGGAGAGCCUGGUGGGUCGCGACCUGCUCCCGCGGGGCACCGGCAUCGUCACGCGCCGCCCCCUCAUCCUGCAGCUCGUCCACGUGGACCCCGAGGACCGCAGGAAGACCAGCGAGGAGAACGACCCCAGCACAUGGAAAAAUGGGCGCCUUUAUAAAGGUGUGGAGGGAGAGGAGUGGGGCAAAUUCUUGCACACCAAAAACAAGAUCUACACAGACUUUGAUGAAAUCAGGCAAGAAAUCGAAACUGAAACUGAAAGAAUUUCUGGCAAUAACAAGGGUAUCAGCGAUGAGCCCAUUCACUUGAAGAUCUUCUCUCCUCAUGUGGUGAACCUCACACUGGUAGAUCUGCCAGGCAUCACAAAGGUCCCCGUGGGAGACCAGCCCAAAGACAUUGAGAUCCAGAUCAGGGAGCUGAUCCUGAAGUACAUCAGCAACCCCAACUGCAUCAUCCUGGCCGUUACUGCCGCCAACACGGACAUGGCCACCUCUGAAGCGCUCAAAGUGGCUCGAGAAGUGGACCCAGACGGGCGGAGAACUUUGGCUGUAGUGACCAAACUGGAUCUGAUGGAUGCUGGUACGGAUGCCAUGGACGUUCUGAUGGGCAGAGUGAUUCCUGUCAAGCUGGGCCUCAUCGGAGUGGUCAACAGGAGUCAGUUGGACAUAAAUAAUAAGAAGAGCGUGGCUGAUGCCAUUCGUGACGAACAUGCCUUCCUGCAGAAGAAAUAUCCCUCUCUGGCCAAUAGGAAUGGAACGAAAUAUCUGGCGAGGACAUUGAACAGGCUGCUAAUGCACCACAUCCGGGACUGCCUGCCGGAGCUGAAGACGCGCAUCAACGUGCUGGCGGCGCAGUACCAGUCCCUGCUGAGCAGCUACGGCGAGCCCGUGGAGGACAAGAGCGCCACCCUGCUGCAGCUCAUCACCAAGUUCGCCGCCGAGUACUGCAACACCAUCGAGGGCACCGCCAAGUACAUCGAGACCGCAGAGCUAUGUGGUGGAGCCCGAAUUUGUUACAUAUUCCAUGAGACAUUUGGGCGAACGCUAGAAUCUGUUGAUCCACUGGGUGGACUCACCACCAUAGAUGUGCUGACUGCUAUCAGGAACGCCACGGGCCCACGUCCCGCGCUCUUCGUGCCAGAGGUGUCCUUCGAGCUGCUAGUGAAGAGGCAGGUGAAGCGGCUGGAGGAGCCCAGCUUGCGCUGUGUGGAGCUGGUGCACGAGGAGAUGCAGAGGAUCAUCCAGCACUGCAGCAACUACAGCACACAGGAGCUGCUGAGAUUCCCAAAGCUACAUGAUGCCAUUGUAGAAGUGGUGACCUCCCUUCUCAGGAAACGACUGCCAGUCACCAAUGAGAUGGUGCACAACCUGGUGGCGAUCGAGCUGGCCUACAUCAACACCAAACACCCAGACUUUGCGGAUGCCUGUGGAGUCAUGAACAAUAACAUAGAGGAGCAGAGGCGGAACAGAAUGAGAGAGCUGCCCUCGGCUGUGCCCCGUGAUAAGUCCUUAAAGGGUCCGGGUGGGCCGUCUCUCUCCCCUAGUGAGGCCCCUGCCCCCAGCGAGGCAGAGGGUGCCAAGGGCGCAGGAGCGGGGCCGCAGGGUGACCAGGAGGCGGGCACUGGGACCUGGAGGGGCAUGCUGAAGAAAGGGGAGGAGGGGGCGCAGGAUGACAAGAGCAAGCCCCAGUCCUCUCUGCCAGCCAGCCCACAGAAGGGCCACGCAGUCAACCUGCUGGAUGUGCCUGUCCCUGUUGCCAGGAAGCUCUCCGCUAGGGAACAGCGGGAUUGUGAGGUCAUUGAGAGGCUCAUCAAAUCCUACUUCCUCAUCGUCCGAAAAAAUAUCCAGGACAGUGUACCCAAGGCCGUGAUGCACUUCCUGGUGAACCAUGUGAAGGACAGCCUGCAGAGUGAGCUGGUGGGACAGCUGUAUAAGUCCGGGCUGCUGGACGACCUGCUGACGGAGUCUGAGGACAUGGCCCAGCGGCGGAACGAGGCCGCAGACAUGCUGAAGGCCCUGCAGAAAGCCAGUCAGGUGAUCGCCGAGAUCCGAGAGACCCACCUGUGGUGAGGACCUCCAGCGUAACUUUCCGAUUGCCCAACUCUGUGUACAGGACCUCCCAGCGGCCAACUUGAAAAUGCACUGUCGUGAAUUGUUGUGUGUGUGGAAUAUAAUUUUAUUUACUGUACAGUCAAAACUACGGAGGCUAUUGCAUAUCACUCUUCACCUGUGUAAACACACCUUCCUCUUUGCCUAUGUCUGUUAUACACUAUGUAAGUAAGACCAGAACAUGUAACAAAAGAGCAUGUUCAACCUAGUAUAGUGUGGCUUACCAGGGAAUGUGCAUUGCAUAUAUAGCUUAAAUUAAAGCUGAAAAUACACAACUCAUCCAUGUUCUCUGGAUUGGUUGGUGUAAGCAUUAAGCACCAUGUUUGUCCAGCACUCACUUAGAUUGAAGCAUUUGGAAAUAAAGGAAUUGUCAUUUUUGCUACCAUCAAAGGCUUCCAUGUUGUAGAAAAUUUACAUCAGCAGAUCAGUGUGUGUACUUGAUAAAGGAUGCAUACAGACACUCAGUAAACAGCGAUCCGGCGACAGGAAGCUUAAGCACG
Molecule: messenger RNA, 2844 nt
Organism: Megalops cyprinoides (Indo-Pacific tarpon)
Lineage: Eukaryota; Metazoa; Chordata; Actinopteri; Elopiformes; Megalopidae
Product: dynamin-1-like protein
Exons: 20
Coding region: 116-2305 (729 amino acids)
Biological process (GO): mitochondrial fragmentation involved in apoptotic process; mitochondrial fission
Cellular component (GO): mitochondrion; cytoplasm; membrane
Molecular function (GO): GTPase activity; microtubule binding; GTP binding
Source: RefSeq, a predicted model, not a curated record